Cloeon dipterum is the source of this 1788-nucleotide messenger RNA. RefSeq names its product U1 small nuclear ribonucleoprotein 70 kDa-like. The transcript is spliced from 2 exons. NCBI's taxonomy places the organism in Eukaryota, Metazoa, Arthropoda, Insecta, Ephemeroptera, Baetidae. The record is from RefSeq and is a predicted model, not a curated record. Gene Ontology annotation, cellular component: precatalytic spliceosome; U1 snRNP; U2-type prespliceosome. Gene Ontology annotation, molecular function: U1 snRNA binding; mRNA binding. Bases 304 to 1557 code for a protein of 417 amino acids. Gene Ontology annotation, biological process: mRNA splicing, via spliceosome.
CAACGUAAGUUGCAUUGAAUUACCUAAAACUUGCACCUUGAGGCACGCAUUGCGUUGACGAACAUUUGUCUGCGACCAAGAAACCUGGUAUAAAAAGGUGAACUCUCUGUGACACACUCCCCUAUCCCUCAUCAGUAAGUUUCAAAAAACGCAAAAAACCCGUGGGACCCAGUUAAAAGGACCGGGUAAGUGCCGGUAAGUGACUCUUGGUGGUAAAAAAUACCGGUCCCAGUGGUAAGUGCCGGUACAGAGCGCACCGAAGCCGAAAGUCUGUUGUGGUAAGUGCCGGUAAGUUGCCCCACGAUGACCGAGUAUCUGCCUCCCAACUUGCUGGCGCUUUUCGCUCCUCGUGAGCCGAUUCCCUUCCUACCACCGCCGGACAAGCUUCCGCAUGAGAAGAAAAACCGCGGCUACAGCGGCGUCGGCGACUUCCUCGGCCUAUUCGAAGACCCGGCAGACACACCGCUGCCGAAGAAGGUGGAAACACGCGAGGAGCGGCUGGAGCGACGGCGGCGAGAGAAGGAGGAGCAGGUGGCCUACAAACUUGAGCAGGAGAUCGCGCUGUGGGACCCGCAGAACCUGCCGACGGCCACCUCGGAUCCGUUCAAGACGCUGUUCGUGGCCCGCAUCAACUACGACACGUCCGAGUCGAAGCUGCGGCGCGAGUUUGAGGUGUACGGGCCGAUCAAGAAGAUCAUGAUGACCCACAACGUGUCGGACGGCAAGCCUCGCGGCUACGCGUUCAUAGAGUACGAGCACGAGCGCGACAUGCACACAGCGUACAAGCACGCCGACGGCAAGAAGAUCGACGGACGGCGCGUGCUGGUCGACGUGGAGCGCGCCCGUACCGUAAAGGGGUGGCUGCCGCGCCGUCUGGGUGGCGGACUCGGCGGCACGCGCCGCGGUGGUCCUGAGGUCAACCUCAAACACUCAGGCCGCGAGGACAACGAGCGAGAACGCGAGCGCUACCGCCUGGAACGCGACCGCGACCUGGCCCGCGGUGGAGGAGGCGGCGGUGCUGGAAGCGGAAACGACUGGGAACGCGGAGGCGGAGGCGGCGCCGACCGCGGCGAACGGCGCCGCUCACGCAGCCGGGAGCGGCGCCGCAGGUCCCGCAGCCGCAGUCGCGAGAGAAAGAGACACCGCUCUCGCUCGAGGGACCGACGCGGUGGCGGCGCCGGCGGUGGCGGCGGCGCCGGAGGCGACGACUUCGAGGAGAACGGCCGCAGCGCCGGACGCGACAGGAAGCGAGCUCGACGCAGCAGGUCGCGCGACCGCUCCGAGCGGAAGAAGGACAAGAAGAGGGACAGGGAACGCGGCGACCGCGAGUCGCGGAAGGAGCGUCGCGGCGGCGACAAGUACGCCGAGCCGGAUGAGCCGCGCAUCAAGGAGGAGCCGCUCGACGACUACCCCGACUACCUCGACCCAACGCCCGACUUCUCCGAAGUGGACAACUACGGCGCCGCCGCCGUCAAGUACGAGCGCAUGCUGGCCAUGAGCGAGGCCGCGGCGCAGCGUGCGACCGUCCAGAGCGACUACCAGGACAACCAGUACUGAAACAAAUCCUCUCGCAGGGUAUCCUCAGCCUCUUUGUGACUAUGUAUGGCCUGCUCCAUGUUGUUGGAGAAUUUAAAGAGAUCCGAGCCACCGUCGAACUGGAGGAGAAAACGUGGGACUUAGUGGGAAACAACCCGUCGUUCUAUUCAUUUAAUCACCGCGGUAAAACGCUGCAGCCAAAUUAUCAAAACGAGAAGCCUCCGAGCAGAUCGCCGCUCGACCUGAACAGUC